Messenger RNA from Rhopalosiphum padi (bird cherry-oat aphid), 1860 nucleotides. RefSeq names its product stabilin-2 (gene aspr). The record is from RefSeq and is a predicted model, not a curated record. Lineage: Eukaryota; Metazoa; Arthropoda; Insecta; Hemiptera; Aphididae. Bases 99 to 1373 code for a protein of 424 amino acids. The transcript is spliced from 6 exons.
UUUGACCAUGAAUCGCAAGGAUCGUUUUACGUUAUAAAUACUUCGGUCAACAGUAAAAUAUAGUUAGUUGUGCAUCGUGGAUAUAUUCCGGAUACAAUAUGACUGCGUGUUUAAGAAUGCUGGGCCUUAUGGCCGUUGCAAUCGGUCAUAUAUCACAAGGUAUGAUCAUCUACAAUCCAACGUCGUACACGAACCGGUACACAGACCCGUGUUCGCCAAACCCGUGCGGUUCCAACACUCAGUGCCGCGUGGCAGAAGGAAGACCCGUUUGCAGCUGCCUGGCCGGACACUGGGGAAAUCCGUUGACCUACUGUCAACGCGGCGAGUGCGAAGUCAAUCAAGACUGCCCAAACUCGAAAGCUUGCCGUAAUUACAAAUGUGAAGAUGUAUGCUCAGGACAAUGCGGACAUAACGCUGACUGCACGCCCAGGAAUCAUAUUGCUGUGUGUUCCUGUCCAGCCCGUCAUGCCGGUGAUCCGUCCGUGUCUUGUCGCCGAAUGGAUCCACAAGAACAAUGUUACCCUAGUCCGUGUGGCCAGAACACCAAAUGCGAAGUAAUCAACGAUGUGCCAGUGUGUACUUGUCUGCCGGGUUACUUCGGUUCACCAUCUACCGGUUGCCGUCACGAAUGCGACUCCGACUAUGAUUGCAGUCCGUCUCAGAUGUGCCAACAGUACAAAUGCACCUCAGCAUGCGCUUCGGGCACUUGUGCACCGACUGCUAUAUGUGACGUCAAUAACCACCGGCCCACCUGCUCGUGUCCGAAGGGCUACUUCGGUGACCCGUACACGUCAUGUCGGGCCGAGUGUCUGUCGCACGCCGACUGCCCGUCGGACCGUCCGGCGUGCAUGGGCGACCGUUGCGUGAACCCGUGCAACGGCGGUAGCGUGUGCGGCAUCAACGCCAACUGCGAAGCGAGGGGCGCGACGCCCAUAUGCAGCUGCCCGCGGACCAUGACCGGCGACCCGUUCGUCCGGUGCCGCCCGUUCGAACCGGCCGACCUAUGCGAACCGAACCCGUGCGGCGAGAACGCCCGGUGCCAGCCCGGCCACGAUGUGACCGGCAAGGAGCGACCGGUGUGCACGUGCUUGCCCGGUUACACCGGCGACGCGCUCACCCGGUGCAGGCGCGGCGAGUGCACCGCCGACGUCGAGUGCCGUCACGACCAGGCGUGCGUCGACUACCAGUGCAAGAACGUGUGCUCUGGCCAGUGCGGCGUGGACGCCGAGUGCAACGCCCGGAACCGCGUGGCCACGUGCUCCUGCCCUCCCGGUUACACGGGCGACGCGCUGUCCAGGUGCUACCCGAAGUCGACGUCGACCGGCGCACGUUAUUCAAGCGGCGGACGUAUCUACUACAACCGCAAGAAAUGAUCAUAAUAUUAUAAUAUAAUAAAAUAGUAAAAUAAUCAUCGUUAUUAUAAUACUAUUAUCGGGUGUACAGUCAUCGUGUUAAUAUUAAUAUUAUCGUCAUAUUAUUGUCCCACGUGUUUGCGGUCGCGGGAUUUACACCUCCGCGGAAACGAACAACUGUAGUGAGAAUGUUCGAUUCCCAGGCCGGUUGUUCAGUAAUAAUUAGUUAUGCGUGCAAAAUGUAAUCUUAUAGUUAUAAGUAUUAUUAAUCUUAUUAUUUAUAUUUUAUUGCCAUAUUGUGAAAAUUAAACAUUUUAAGCUCAUCGUUAUAGGCUUAGAGUUCGCUGAAAUCAAUACAUAUUGUGUAAAAUUAUAUUCGAUAGAUAAACACGCUGUACACCGACACGAAUUUUAUAUUAUUACGUCAUUUGUAGACAAUUUUUAAUUUCUUAAAUAUUAUAUCGUUACCAUUUUUUUUUAAAUAUAUAAUUUAUUUUUAUUUUCUAAA